Messenger RNA from Cryptosporidium ubiquitum, 444 nucleotides. RefSeq lists its product as uncharacterized. Gene Ontology annotation, cellular component: intracellular membrane-bounded organelle. Gene Ontology annotation, biological process: vacuolar protein processing. The transcript has 2 exons. NCBI's taxonomy places the organism in Eukaryota, Apicomplexa, Conoidasida, Eucoccidiorida, Cryptosporidiidae. The record is from RefSeq and is a predicted model, not a curated record. Bases 1 to 444 code for a protein of 147 amino acids.
AUGGCUGGCCAAUCAGCAAAAAGGAUAGCUAAAGAAGCUGCCAAAUACACAUCAAUUUACCUUUAUAUAAUGAUUUCUUGCAUUUUAAUUCAUUUCAUUUCUAAAGGAUUAUACAACCCAUCAAAAUUGCUUGGAAGAACUGGUUUUGGAUUUGCAGUGAUUUCUACCAUAUAUUUAUUUACUUACUCUAGUAUCAAGUCUCGUUUAGAAGUUGGAGUAGGUUAUUCAAUGUACCAAGAUGUAUAUAUUUUAAACUCUUUGGUUGCAAUAUUGUCCAUCAUAUCAAGCUAUUUCUGGUAUAUUUUUUUGCUAAUCCCAAUUUACAUCAUCUACAAAAUUGGAAAAAUAAUUAUUAAUUGGGUAUUCACCCCCGAACCUGGAAUAUAUCCGGCAUGUUCGAAAACAAUCCCUGUUAAUCAUAAGCAUCCUUUGUAUAUAUCUUAA